AUGGAGAAGCCCUUUGCUGGACAAUGGCUGAUCGAUGAUAAGGAUCUCGCCGCAGACAACAUCCUAUGGGAAACAAUUUGCUGCCCUUGCAUUAUUUACGGCCGAUCCGAAAAGGCUUACGAAAAUGCUUUCGAUAGGGCGCUUGAAUGUGAUACACCGCCGAAUGGCCAUGUUCGAUUCAAGGUCAACAAGAAAGGAAUCUCGAAGCCUCUGAAUGGCCCGGACAUUUCUCUGCCCUGCUUGGGAUUUGCUGCCUGCUUGCCUUUCUAUGGUCUCUUCAUCUCCAACCUGCGUACAAAUGUUCGCAAUCUCUACAACAUCGAAGGAACCCGCAGCGAUGACAGGUUAUGGGGCUGCUGCUAUCCAGUUGAUAGCCUCAUUCAGAUCGAACACGAGCUCAUCAAUCAUGGACAUCAUCGGAGACGCAGUUGCUGCGGGUAUGAGACCGAACCCUCAAUGACCACAUCCGCGAGCACUUCCCGAUCGCACAGCAAGGCCACCACUUGUGAUACGGAACCCGGUGAAAACCUUCCCUGUAUCCCCGAAGAUUCAUCCGAGUGCACGUCUCCAACUUCAUCUGCAAGCAGCCGAAGCAAGCCCCGGGAGAGGUCAAUCGCUCAAGAUCCAGUUGCACCGACUGACGCAACGCUUGACCACAGUCACGACCUCUCCAAAGAUCCCAGAGGACCAUAUCGAACCAAUGCACCUCACCAGUUGAAGAGUGACACUUCUGCUCCUGUGUAUCCGCCUUCAAUUCAUCAGCUUCGAACCGAUACCAAGGCGCCUGCCAGUCCACCUGCAGUUCAUCGACACGAUUUGUUUCAGGAUGCAAACGAGACAAAUGAGACCCAAGCCAAUCACGACAUUGGAUUCGAUCAAGUUGCAACAUACCGAGCUAGUCCGGAUCAUCUACUUCGGCAUGACGAAAAGACGCCGGGAGCAUUUCCUUCAGCUCAUCAUUUGCACCACGAUACGGUGGUCCGGACCAAAGCACCACGACAACAUGGACUCGAAGAUGAUGAGCAAGGUCCGAGUAGGUCGGGAAAUGAUGGGCCACACCAUCUUCAUGAGGACAAGUGA
Messenger RNA from Fusarium musae, 1080 nucleotides. RefSeq lists its product as uncharacterized. Bases 1 to 1080 code for a protein of 359 amino acids. Lineage: Eukaryota; Fungi; Ascomycota; Sordariomycetes; Hypocreales; Nectriaceae. The transcript is spliced from 3 exons. The record is from RefSeq and is a predicted model, not a curated record.